CCGGAACCCCGCCCUGGAAGCGGCGGGGAAGGGGAGGCGGCGGGGGGCGGUGGCGACAUGGAGGCCGCCGGUACCGCGGAGGCCGCAGCUAAGGGCGCCUUCGUCCUCGGCAACCUGGCCGAGGUGGUGGAGCGCGUCCUCGGCUUCCUGCCCACCAAGGCGCUGCUGCGCGCCGCCUGCGUGUGCCGGCUGUGGAGGGAGUGCGCCCGCCGGAUCCUGCGGGGGCGGCAGUGCGUCGCCUGGGUGUCGGCGCUGGAGGCGGGCCCCGCCGAGAGCCACGCGCUGGUGCGCGCGCUGGCCCGCGAGCUGGAGAAGGUUCACGUGCUGCCGCAAACCGUGCUCUACAUAGCCGACGCAGAAACGUUCAGCGGGCACGAGGAGUGUCACGAGCAAAAGAAAGCCAGGAAAAGAAACAGUAAAGAAACAGCAGUUGCGCUCGAAAAAUUGUUGCCAAAGCGAUGCCAGGUUCUUGGACUGGUCACCCCAGGGAUUGUAGUUACCCCUAUGGGUUCAAGCAGCAAUCAACCUCAAGAAAUUGAAGAGGGUGAAGCUGGAUUUGCUCUGUUGUUUCCCAAAAUCGAUGGGGUGAAAAUUCAUACCUUCCAUUUUUCAAAAGACUUGAAGAACAGGGUCUUUGAUGAAAGUAAAUUUGCUGAAGCAGGUCUGAAGAAUAACCCAGAUCUCCGGGUGGUUCUUCUGUUUGGCUACAACUCCUGGAAGUCUGGAGCAACUCGAUUUCUUCAUCAAAUAGUCAAUCCUUUGAAUGAGAAAAGUAUCAUCCUGGCUGGGGGACAAGUUGAGAGCUUUACAUCACUGACCUCUGAGAAUAGCAGCGCUCAGCCCGGCGAUGCCUGCGGUGUGGUCGGGCUGGCUUUCAGCGGUCCCCAGAUUCAGAGUGCCACUGUUUUGUUAGACCAGGACGUAGCUGAUGAGAGGACAGCAGAAGCCGCCAUGCAGCGUCUCAAAGCGGCAAACAUCCCUGAACAUAACACCAUCGGUUUCAUGUUUGCGUGUGUUGGCAGAGGAUAUCGGCAUUAUAAAACCAAGAGGAAUAUGGAAGCAGAUGCAUUUAGGAAGUUUUUUCCAAACAUUCCCCUCUUUGGCUUUUUUGGACAUGGGGAAAUAGGAUGUGAUCGAAUAGUUACUGGGAAUUUCAUAUUAAGAGAAUGUAAUGACAUCAAAGAUGAUCUGCUUCAUGGUUAUACUACUGUUAUGACUCUUAUUCAUCUUGGUUCAACUAAAGCAAACCAAGCGUAAAUAUGUUUUUAAUGCUUCAGUGAGCUGUUUGUUUCAUUCCAGAAAGCUGAGAAGUCUGGAAGAGUGGUCAUCUUGCAGUCAAAGCCCCUUCCAAAAUGUAAACAUCAUUUUGGUAAUAUUAUCCAAUCUUGUAGUUGGAAUAGAGUUUAAUGUAAUAGCUGCAAGAAAGCUUUGUGUUCUGUGUAAUCCCCUGUACACAUCGGAAUUGCAGGUAAAUUAUAUUUGAUGGAAUUCUGCAACUGAAGAAGGUGUCUUUCUUCCCAAAUGAGAGCAGUUUGCACAAAUGGCAGUUGGAGUCCAAAUAUAAGCAUGUAGAAAGAAACAGUGCUUUGAUGUGCUCUAUUUGUGUAUGUAAAACAGUCUAGAAAAACUACUGAUGCAUACUGAAAUACUGAUGCAUAAAAUCCACCAUUUCCUGGAUUUUAUUUCGAGAGAUGCAAAACCUGCCCAGACCUGAGUCCUAUUUACAGAACUGGAUGGUUUUACUAGACAAAAUGAGUGAAAAUCUUUAGAGAAAAGUAACAAAGUGCUCAUUAAAUAAAGACGAAAACAUGUAACAGUACCUUGCUCUCUAUUCUUAGAGAAAAAGCUCUGAUUUAAAGAGGUGGUGUGCAGUUCAAGCUCAACUUGUCUCACCAUCUUGAACUGAAUUUCAGUUGUCUUAAAUAACUGUUUUAGAAUAAUAUCGGAUACUUGGUGUGUACCAGCAGUUUCAGCCUUUGUGUAUUUAAGAUUCCACAAUCAAAAUGCAGAGGUUGCCUUUUCUUUUAGAUUCUCUUGCAGCAUGAUGCUCUCUGUUGUAAAUCUUUAAACCAGAGUGCUAAAAAUUAAGACUACCUGGUAUCUUUAAGUUCCUUUUAAAAGUUUUUUGCUUUUUAAUUUGAAAUUGUGGGGCAAGGAAGAUCUGGCUAUGUUCUUUCUAUAUAGAGCCUUUAAACAAGACUUGUCCUUUGCAUAUUUUUCUCGUGCUUUUACAUCAGCCACCUGUUUUGACUGCUGCAGCUGGAAUGCAGUAUUGCAAAGUUCAAUAAGUAAUAUAUAGUCUCAGUAUAGCUAGUAAUAUAUUUGCUCACUUUCAAAUUCUCUCUUCCAUUUUCACUUAGUAGUAGAAUGAGAAGAAAAUAAGGUUGAUUUUGCACCAUUUCACCACACUUCUGAAUGCCAAAUCAGGCAGCUGGCCCAUUUUCAGCAUAGUAAAAGGCUUGGCUGUAUGUUACACAACAAAAUAACGGUAUUUUGCUUUAAGUGUGCCACCCAAGACAACAGUUGGCAACUUUUUGCCCAUGCCUAGUUAAAACUUCCCGAAGGUGGCCUAACGAGUUCAGGUAUAGGCAUGUCUCUCCUGAGAGCUAACUGGUGGUUUCAGUGGGUGCUGGGCAGAGACAGCACUUCCCAGUGGCUGUGUUGAUGAUGUGGGUUUAUUUAAUUAUAAGACAGAGGAUGAGCUGUGAACUCCCAGUGGCCUUCUAGGGACAGGAGAUGAGUAAGUGUGGGUGUGAAUUGGGAAAUGUUUAGUUACUGCAUUUAGAAGGAAAGGUGUUUGGAAAAGGAGCAUGCUUGAAUUUUAAGAGAAGCCUCUGCGUGGGAGGUGGAUACAUGUUUUCUCAUUUCAGCAUAACCGGAAUGUCAUGUUGGGCCCUUCCUGUCCGUGUAAGCUAUGUGUCUAACAGGAGGCAAAGAAAAUGUUUUCUUUCUGUAACUCAGAUUCCUGUAGGUGUGAGCCUGAGUUAGGGCUACUCAGCAUCACUGCUAGCGUAAGCCCAUGAACUUUAACUUUUUGCCAUAGUAGAUGAUGAAGUGUGAUCAACCACCUGUCCUGAACUACAGAGCAAACCUGUCCAGAAGCGUCUGAAGAAGCAGAUGGUGAGCUCCAAGGAUGGAGCAAAAUGGGAAGUGAGAGUGUGGUUUGGAGGGGAUGAUCAGCAACAAGGUGCUUUAGGUGCCCGAGUCCUGCAGCUGCAGACACUGAAGAGGUAAAUGUAGUACAGAAAAGAUGCUGGGGCAGGAAACCCCAGAGCCUGCACCAGAGUCCAGGAUCCUUUCCAACCUUGGAGUGGGGAUGAGCCCAGGGGACCCCAGAACUGUGCACUGCAUGGCUGGAACCACUGCAUUCUCUCCCAGAGUACAUCACGUCUUCCAAGUGACAGGGAAGCGGUGUAGUUGAUGAAAUUGCAACAUCUGUGAUUAAAAUGUUUUUCUAUCCGAAUUCA
Messenger RNA from Phalacrocorax carbo (great cormorant), 3467 nucleotides. The record is from RefSeq and is a predicted model, not a curated record. Lineage: Eukaryota; Metazoa; Chordata; Aves; Suliformes; Phalacrocoracidae.